GUGAUUUUUGACCGGGUCACCCAGUAAACAGCCUGCAGUCAGCCGAGGGAGGACCAGCGCGAACUCGCCGCAACAUGAACGAUCCUGACGCAGGGAGCGCACUUGGCUUGACUGAUAUGUGCACUUGACUUUAGACAAGACCUGAUACCAGCACCACCACCAGCAGCAGCAGCAAACAUGUCUCGUUUCGUAUCCCGUCUCUUUGUGGUCGUUUCUCAGCAUGCGACAUCCAGAUCUACCGUGCUACCGAGGAGGAUCCCGGUGUUCAUCCGAGCUGUAUCCACGUCUCAAGGCCUGCAGUCUCUUACCCGUUAUGAUGAGAUUAAAGACUGGCAAAAGAAACUGACCCCGGAGCAGUAUGUAGUCACCAGAGAAAGAGGCACUGAGGUGCCCUUUAGUGGGAUCUACCUUAACCAUUCAGAAGUGGGGAUGUACCACUGUGUCUGCUGUGAUGCUCCACUUUUCAGUUCAGAGGCUAAGUAUGACUCUGGGACAGGCUGGCCAGCAUUCAAAGAGGCUCAUGGGACAUGGGAGCGGGAUGAAAGCCACACCUCCAUCAUUCGUCGCCCUGACAACAGUCUGGGGAGUGCAGGGACAGAGGUCCUUUGUAAAAAUUGUGAUGCCCACCUGGGUCAUGUGUUUGAUGACGGACCGGAACCAGCAGGUCACCGCUUCUGUAUCAACAGUGUGGCCCUCACGUUUAAAGCCAGAGGAAACAACAAUGAGCCUGAGGAAAACUGAUGAAUUACACAGACCAAGAAGUGUGAGGCUUUAUGUGGCACAACAUGUUUUAAUGUUUCAAUUUAGGUGGAAAUUAACUUCCUGUGGUCCAUUAAACAGAAAGAAACUGAGCUAAGGUCAGUCUUGUUCAGACAAUAUGGAUUUAUGCACUGGAGCGAAGUCUACAAAUCUGCUGAGCAUACAUUGCAUGAUUCACACAAAGACCACCAGCUCUUUCAAUCACACUUCCAAGCCAAGUUUCUUUUUUUUCCAAUUUUUUUUUAUCAUGUUUUAAUUUUUAAUAAGAAAAAAAACCAAUGUUAACUUAAUGACGUCUGUCCCUAAGUAUGUGAUGUAUGUGUAAGUGUGUAGUAAUUAGACACUUCAGUGUAGGACAUAGUGGCUAACCAAUUAUUGUUACAAAAAAUGAUUAUGUCUUACUUGCCUUCAUGUCUGAAAAAUGUCAAAAUACACUGGGCCUUAAUUAAAAAGACCUCUUUUUCAGUGGAGAUUGCAAAACACAGGAAGUGCUGACAUGGUUGUUUUGUGUGUUUUUCAGUCUGGUGCCAAAUUUGCAGAUCAAAUUGACUUGUCUGUGUUGGAAUCAUGAAAAUGUGACUGAUCAUUUGACAAUAAAUGCACAUUUUGUUUUGUCUUUGAAUCUAUG
Molecule: messenger RNA, 1387 nt
Organism: Larimichthys crocea (large yellow croaker)
Lineage: Eukaryota; Metazoa; Chordata; Actinopteri; Sciaenidae
Gene: msrb2
Product: methionine sulfoxide reductase B2
Exons: 5
Coding region: 178-741 (187 amino acids)
Biological process (GO): response to oxidative stress; protein repair
Cellular component (GO): cytoplasm
Molecular function (GO): peptide-methionine (R)-S-oxide reductase activity
Source: RefSeq, a predicted model, not a curated record